AUGAACGACGAUCUGGAAGACUUGUCCGAAACCGAAGACGAGGAUUUGAAUGAACGCAUCAUUCCCAAGCAGCAUGUGGGUCACCGUACGGAGCUCCACGGUGGUGGCAUCAACGAUCAAGUAGGUCGCCAUCAAGGCAUUCGGAAGACGAAUGGAGGCCAAUCUAGAGGCAAGAGGGUCGACUGGUCCUCUUCGGAAGAUAGUGAGGCAGCUUACAAGAGAUUCAAGAAUCGGAAAUCAGUCAAGCGCAAGAAAGCUGCUGCAAGUACCAGGCAGGCAAAGGCAAUCGAGAAUGGAAAUCGUCAAAGCCAAAAGAAAAAAGGGCGUCCAUCUACGAAAGCGAAAGGAAAGUCGAAGGAACGGCAGUGGGAUGAUGACCUAUCUGAGGAUGACCAAUUGAUGGAAUACACAUUACCCGACUACGUCCAGAAUCGCAGAAAGAAAUUUGACUGUCGUUACGAAAAGCUCAAAGCCGCUGGGUUGAAGUUGCCGCCUACCUACGAUGAAAUCGAUUUCUCUGAUGAUGAAAACUUAGAAGACCUGGAGGAAAAGCCGGAUUUUUCGAAAGGAAAAUCUUCUGCUCCCUACAAAGAUAUACAGCUACCAAAAUCUCUUGGAAUUAUACCUGCUUCUAUCGCUCAAUGGCUAAGAGACUACCAAGUUGAAGGGACAGGUUUUCUUCACGCGCUCUUUGUCUACCAGACUGGUGGGAUACUGGGUGACGACAUGGGUCUAGGCAAGACUGUUCAAGUGAUUGCAUUCUUGACCGCAGCUUUCGGAAAAACAGGAGAUGAACGAGAUGCAAAACGAAUGCGAAAAAUGAGGAGAGCAGGAGCGCCAUGGUAUCCCAAACUGCUAGUAGUGUGUCCGGGGAGUCUGAUAGAAAACUGGAAAAAUGAAUUCGAUAGAUGGGGCUGGUGGCACGUAGACACAUAUCACGGCUCUUCGAAAGACGAAGUCCUAGAGGCUGCAAUAAAGGGUAGGCUGGAAGUCAUGAUAACGACGUACUCCACGUAUCGCUUAAACAAGGACUCAAUCAACAUGGUUGAAUGGGACACUAUUAUCGCAGAUGAAUGCCAUCAGAUCAAAGGUAGAAAUUCAGAAAUCACGCAGGCUAUGAAUGAAGUCAAUGCUUUGUGUCGCAUUGGACUCACAGGGACUGCCAUACAGAAUUCUUAUGAUGAACUUUGGGUUCUAUUGAAUUGGACAAACCCAGGCAAGUUCGGACCCAUAUCGACAUGGAAGCAAAGUGUUAGCGAACCCCUGAAAAUGGGCCAAUCUCACGAAGCAACUAUGUAUCAAUUGGCCAAAGCAAGGAAGACAGCUGAGAGGCUUGUUAAGAACUUACUGCCUCAAUUUUUUCUUCGGCGAAUGAAGACACUGAUCGCGCACCAAUUGCCAAAGAAGAGCGAUCGAGUAGUCUUCUGCCCCUUGACAGAUACGCAGGCCGAUGCUUACGAAAAUAUGAUCGAUAGCGAUGUAGUACGCUACAUUAGAGAAUCUGCUACUGACUGCUACUGUGGCUCAGGCAAAAAGACUGGCUGGUGUUGUCAACAGACUCUUCCAGACGGCGGAAAAUGGCAAUCCUACGUCUUCCCUGCUAUUGCACAUCUUCAGAAAGUUUCGAAUCACCUUGCCAUCUUAAUACCUCAGUCAAAUGACCCGAAAGAUAAACAGGACAAAGAUCUUGAAAUGCUUCAGGUAGCUGUUCCUGAUCAAUGGCGCCGGCUGUACAAGACAAGAGAUAGUAUCAUGAACUAUGCAAACCCAGAGUUCUGCGGUAAAUGGAAAAUACUCAAAAAGCUCUUGACCUUUUGGUUCAACAGUGGCGACAAAGUCCUCGUCUUCUCACAUUCAGUCCGCCUACUCAAGAUGCUGCAGAUGCUCUUCCAACACACAACGUACAAUGUCAGUUAUCUGGAUGGCGCCAUGAAAUAUGAAGACCGCGCGAAGACGGUAGACGAUUUCAACAGUGAUCCUGACCAAUUUGUUUUCCUCAUAAGCACGAAAGCCGGCGGCGUUGGCCUGAAUAUCACGUCAGCUAAUAAAGUAGUCAUUGUAGAUCCAAAUUGGAAUCCCGCUUACGAUCUGCAAGCCCAGGAUCGUGCAUAUCGAAUCGGUCAAGUGAGGGAUGUCGAAGUGUUUCGCCUGAUAUCAGCCGGCACCAUCGAAGAAAUUGUGUACGCGAGGCAAAUCUACAAACAGCAACAGGCCAAUAUUGGCUACACCGCUAGCCACGAGCGUCGUUAUUUCAAAGGCGUACAAGAAAGUAAAGAUCAGAAAGGCGAGAUCUUUGGGCUUACAAAUCUAUUUACCUUUCAGGAUGAGAAGGUUGUGCUUAGGGACAUCGUCAACAAGACUAACGUAGCCGAAUCACGGGCAGGAGUCACAAUUGCGGGUGUCGAUUUAGACCUUGAUAGCCAGGUUACUGCCUCCGCUGAUGAUCCCUUCAUUCCAGACCCGGGCGACACCGGAGAGGACAGCGCAAUGUCUCAGCUGGCUGCCUCUAUCAUAGAAGAAGUCGAAUCCAUUGGCGACCCAAAACCAACGAAGAAACGCAAACACAAUAGCACCAAUGGUUCCGCCACAGGUCCGAACAAAUUGCCCAAAAAAUCAGACCCGAUCUCCGCAAUCUUAGCAGGCGCAGGCGUCGAGUACACGCAUUUCAACAACGAAGUCGUCGGCUCCUCUAAAAUCGAGGCAAAUCUCUCUCGUCGCGCCCAGGAAGCGGGCGCUGACAUCGCCUUCGGGGAUCAGCAUGUUUUUGCUCGCAACACCCAGGGCGAGUCCCCAAAGCGCCCCAACCGGAGUCCACUUCCCAAUGGCCGGCAUGAUACCACGGAUGAAAACGACGACGUGAGUUCCAUCCACUGGCGCUACCACCCGCCGGAAGAGGUAAAGAAAAGGCAGCUCUGCGAGAUGGCGCGUAUCUUCGGUUUGAAAGACCCAGUGGAGUUUUCACUCUGUGUGGAAGGCUGGACACAGGCACAAAGAAGGAAAUGUCUUGAGAAAUACUACGCUCUUAGGAGGAAAGAGUUGGGGUUUGGGAUCAAGAAGGGUGAUGGUGCUGAGUUGUGGGGGACGGAGAGAGCUGUUGCGAAAGGGGAAAAGGAGAUUGUAAAGGUCAUAGAUGAUGAGGGUGGGGAGGAAUUGGGCAAAAAUGGCGAUAGGACGGAGGCUGAGACGCCCGAGAGAGAGGUGUGGGAGCUUUGA
Molecule: messenger RNA, 3213 nt
Organism: Bacidia gigantensis
Lineage: Eukaryota; Fungi; Ascomycota; Lecanoromycetes; Lecanorales; Ramalinaceae
Exons: 1
Coding region: 1-3213 (1070 amino acids)
Molecular function (GO): ATP-dependent chromatin remodeler activity; ATP binding
Source: RefSeq, a predicted model, not a curated record